AUGUUUGUGCCUGGAGCACCGAUUUCUCCGUAUGUUCUUACAGCAUCAGGCGCAGGGCAGUCAUUUAUAGGUUCUUCGCAGGCUACGCAUUCCCAGACAGGUUCAUAUUAUGCGAGUGGUUAUAUGCAUCCACGGCAUUCGUCUUACUUCGAUCCGCAGUUUCAUCCAAAUCCCCUUUCAGCUGCAUCUCCUCCCGCACCUUACCCGCCUGCUACUGUAAAUUAUCCGUCACAUCUAGGUAAUAUUGGUAAAACACAUCCCGUGGGUGCUGCAGCUCAAAGCGGCUUCUCAUAUUCUUAUCCUCGUGGCAUGCAUCAGGCCACUGCCAAUAUGGGCUUACCAAGUGGAGGUGGUACUAUCACUCCACAACAGAUGAUCGGUGUGCAGUGCCCAGAACUGCAAAGUAGCACUCAAGCGAACGCAGCCGCAUCUUGGAGAUAUACAAAUCCUUCGGCUGCUGGAUUCCCAGGACAUUUCAUGGAUGCAUUUGGUGGCGGUAUGCCUUCAGCUGCUAGUGGAAGUCAAUUCGCAAUACCAAAUCAGCUUUAUUAUCAGCAUGGAUAUCAUCCAUACCUGAUGCCAAUGAUGCGGAAUGAUUAG
Messenger RNA from Gongylonema pulchrum, 600 nucleotides. Lineage: Eukaryota; Metazoa; Nematoda; Chromadorea; Rhabditida; Gongylonematidae. The record is from the annotation of a GenBank genome assembly.